GGACGUGGUGACUUUGGAAGUUUGAAAUCAUGGCUGGAGCUUGAGACUGGGCACAGGUGCACCUAGAAGGGUUUUCUGCCUUCAACCACCUCCACCUGCAGUACCCCUGUCUAGGAAUGUCCCGCCCAGCCAUCCCGCCUCUCAGUGUCGGGGCCACGGCCCCAGAGGCUCUGUCCCUCCUGCACCAGCGCCUGCUGAUGGCCGAGGAGGAGGCUGAAUCUCUUAUUAGAGACAUGGGCACACUGGGGGUCUCCAGGGAUCAGAUCCUGGGGUCUGCACAGAGGAUGGACGCCACACAGCGCCCUGUGAGUCCUCUGAAGGUGCGUCGGGUCAGUGGGGACGAGGGCGCGCUGUGGAGACAGUGUGACGCUUUAGUGAGCCGGGUGUGUCGCAUGGAGAGUCUGCUGCAGACCCUCAAACUCACUGUGUUCCGCCUGGAGACUGAGAGACAGCUGGAUCCAUCUCACACAGCCCAUCUGGAGCAGCAGCUGGCAGCGCUGCAGCAGGACAGUGAGGAGGAGCGUCAGGCCUGCAGGAGGGAGGUGAUGAAGCUCAGGGAGCAGCUUCAUCAGGCCUACCAGGAGAGAGAUGAAGCUCUCACAGAGGUGCAGAGGCUGGAGGAGACAGUGGGGGCUGCUGCUGCUGCCAAGAUGGAAGUGGCUUUGGCAGCUGAGGAGCUGAAGAUCGUCAAAUUAGAGAUGAGUCAGAAACUGACGGAGAUGCAGCAGCAGAUGAGACAGGAGUCGGCCCGCUCCGCUGAAGCCAUGAAAUCUCACAGCGAGUUUCUCCAGCGGGUGGAGGAGAUGGAGAGAGCGGUGGAGAUGGAGAGGAGACAGGCUCUGAUGCUGCGCUCAGAUUGCCAGGCCUUGCGUGUGGAGGUCCGCACCGGCCGGCAGCAAUUGGCUGAAGAAGAAGACAGAGUCCGACAGCUGGAGGAGCGCUGUCAGCAGCUCACAGAGCAGACAGUGAUGAAGGACUCCCUCGUGUCUGAGCUGAGGACUGAGCUGAAGGCUGAGCGGAGCCGUGCGGUCCACCAGCUUCAACAGCAGGACCUGCAGCUGGAAGCAGCCACACGCAGCAUCCAGACUGAGCUGCAGGUGGCGCUCACAGAUAAAGUUAACCUGCAGCUGGAGCUACAGAAGCUGACAGGUGAACAUGCACAGCUCCUGCAGAGCUCCUCCACUGCACGAGAGACAGCGUCCACUCAGAGGGAGCUACUGGAGCGAACCAUUGAGAGACUGCGGGGGGAGCUGAGCACGGCCAGGAGAGAGGAGGGUGCAGUGAGGAAAGACCUGCAGAGUUUAAAGAACAAGCUGAGUCUUGUUGUCACUAAGUUGGAGGGUGAGAGGAGCAGUUUGGAGACCCAACUUACUGAGGCCAAGCAGGAGGCGGGGUCUCUGAGCUCAGCCCUACAGAGGCAGCAGGAUGAGAACAGGAGGCUCAUGGGAAAGGUGGCGGCUUCGGAGCAGCAGCAGCAGGUGCACCAGAUGCUGAAGGACCUGACUGCCAGUGAGAAAGGGAAUCUUAAGGUCAGUGAGCUGGAGGCCUUGCAGUGUGUCUGUGGUCCUGCAGGGGGCGCUGUCAGUCAAACCCUGGCCUCUCAGACCCUGCAGCAGGAGCUGAGCACCCUCAAGACGCACAGGGUGCAGGCUCAGAGAGAAAUCAGGAACCACCAAGCAGAGGUGGAGAAACUCCAGCGACUCCUGACGUCUACUCACGCCAAGAACAACAGAGCUCUGGAGUCCUUGCAGAAGGCCUCAGAUUCAGCCAAAGUGGACAACAAGAAGUUGGCCCAGAGUUUGGAGCAGGCUGUGUUGACCAACAGCAGUUUACGCAGCAAACUGGAGCAGACUAGAGACCAGUACCAGGCCGCCAUCACACUGAGAGACGAGGAGCUACGCGAGGCUCGGACACAGAUUAGUCAUUUGUCUGAGGAGCUGGGAGCUUUGAAGCAACAAACAAGGGGAGAUUAUGAAUCUUCCAUGAAGACACUGCAUCGAGAAAUCUCAGAGCUGAAACACACAGUUAAGGCCUCAGCAGCCAGGUCAGGUGACCUCUCCAAGGCCAAUCAGGAGCUCCACCAGCGGGUGUCUGAGCUGGAGCGGCUGGUGUCCAAACAGAAAGCUUGUAUCAGAGAACACAGGAGUCGACUGAGGCAGCAACACAUGAGCAGAGAUUUGCAGGACAACUGUCAGGAAGAUGAGAGGUUUGAAGAGAGAACCAGGAAUCUGCACGAGGAAGAGCAGGCUGACCACAAGCCUCAGGAGGUCAGGAUGGACUCUCAGCAGGUUUUACACAAACGCGAGGCAGAGUGGGAGAGGUGGACAUCAACCAUCCAACGCUGGGAGGCCAAGAGAGAGCUGGCUCACAUCGCUGGAGGAUCCACGCCUGUGAGGACACAGCUGACAAAACAAUCACACUGAUGAUAACGGACGUAUCUCACACAAACACACACACACCUGAGCACAGGGGGAAGCAACAUGACACAGUG
Molecule: messenger RNA, 2491 nt
Organism: Epinephelus fuscoguttatus (brown-marbled grouper)
Lineage: Eukaryota; Metazoa; Chordata; Actinopteri; Perciformes; Serranidae
Gene: ccdc150
Product: coiled-coil domain containing 150
Exons: 19
Coding region: 117-2423 (768 amino acids)
Source: RefSeq, a predicted model, not a curated record